Molecule: messenger RNA, 423 nt
Organism: Necator americanus (New World hookworm)
Lineage: Eukaryota; Metazoa; Nematoda; Chromadorea; Rhabditida; Ancylostomatidae
Exons: 4
Coding region: 1-423 (140 amino acids)
Biological process (GO): endoplasmic reticulum to Golgi vesicle-mediated transport
Cellular component (GO): TRAPP complex
Source: RefSeq, a predicted model, not a curated record
AUGACAAUUUUUAAUUUCUAUCUCUUUAAUAGAGAUGGUGUCUGUAUCUUCUAUAGAGAAUGGAGAAGAGACAAACAAUCAGGGAUGCCGAGAACAGAGGAGUUUAAGCUGAUGUUUGGAAUGCUUUUAUCACUACGUUCAUUCGCAGAGCGACUUUCAAGUAAAGAUGGGCAACAACUUGUUCGAUAUUUCAAAACGUCAUCAUAUCGAAUGAAUUAUAUGGAAACACCAACGGGCCUUAAAAUGGUCAUGAACACUGAUCCAUCGGCAGUAGGGAUCCCUGAGCUCAUAAGAGCGAUUUAUCAGAUCUAUGUGGAUACUGUUAUGAAAAAUCCUUUGAUUGAUACGUCGACGCAAAUCACUAGUGAUCUCUUCGCUACUCGAGUUGAUCAGCUCGUAUGUGGUCAUUCAUCCUAUAUUUGA